CUUCUCUCCCUAGUCUUUUUUUUUUGAAGGUCUCUCCCUAGUCUUUGGGAAGGAGAAGAACAUACAGUAGAUACAUUCAUCUGAUCUGCUUAGUUACCGUGCUUUGUACUCGUGAUCACUGAUCAGGAUGGCAGAAGGGCUCUUCUCCAUGGCUCACCCGUGGGCCUCCGCCUUUGGCAUCCUAGGCAACAUCAUAUCCUUCCUGGUGUUCCUCGCACCGACGCCGACGUUCCUGCGGGUGUACCGGAAGAAGUCGACGGAGGGGUUCAGCGCGGUGCCGUACGUGGUGGCGCUCUUCAGCUGCAUGCUGUGGAUCUUCUACGCGCUGGUCAAGACCAACUCCAGCCCGCUGCUGACCAUCAACGCCUUCGGCUGCGUCGUCGAGUCCUUCUACAUCCUGCUCUACGUGGUGUACGCGCCCAGGAACGCCAGGCACCGCGCCCUCGCCUUCUUCCUCCUCCUCGACGUCGCCGCCUUCUCCCUCAUCGUCGUCGUCACCGUCUUCCUCGUGCCCCAGCCCAGCCGCGUCAAGGUCCUCGGCAGCGUCUGCCUCGCCUUCUCCAUGGCCGUCUUCGUCGCCCCCCUCAGCGUCAUCUUCGUGGUGAUCAAGACCAAGAGCGCCGAGUACAUGCCCUUCUCGCUCUCCUUCUUCCUCACCCUCAGCGCCGUCGCCUGGUUCUUCUACGGCCUCUUCACCAAGGACAUCUACGUCACCCUCCCGAACGUGGGCGGCUUCUUCUUCGGCGUGGCCCAGAUGACGCUCUACUUCUGCUACCGCAAGCCCGACACGUCGGCCCUGGUGCUGCCGACGGGGAUCCACGACGUGUCCACGGAGGCGGCGGCGCAGCAGGAGGUGGAGCUGCCGGAGGGCACCCACCCGGCGGUGGCCAUGCUGACGGUGAGCACGCUGCCGAUGCUGGCGGAGCUGCAGAAGAUGGAGCAGGAGAUCAGCUCGCCCACCCCGCGCAAGGGCUACAUCAAGGCUUUCUGAUCGAUCAAGGGCUGAUGCACGCACGGGUGCAUGCAGGAGAUGAAUCGCUAACGAUUGGCGAACCGACCGCCAAAAGAAAUACUUACGUUUAUAUACUUCUUAAUUUCAGUCGUUCGUUUGUAAUGGUCUGUAGUAGUAGUAG
Messenger RNA from Triticum urartu, 1133 nucleotides. RefSeq names its product bidirectional sugar transporter SWEET11-like. Gene Ontology annotation, molecular function: sugar transmembrane transporter activity. Gene Ontology annotation, cellular component: membrane. The record is from RefSeq and is a predicted model, not a curated record. Lineage: Eukaryota; Viridiplantae; Streptophyta; Magnoliopsida; Poales; Poaceae. Gene Ontology annotation, biological process: carbohydrate transport.